AAACAGGGCAACCAAUAUAUACUUCGAAUUUUAGGCGUUAUAAAAACUGUUUAAUCAAAAAAUGCCCAAUAUUUUACCGUAUGAGCUCAAUGCGCCUGAUUCGAGGCUGGCUAGACUAUUGCUGAAUCGCUACCUCUUCGCCACCUGGCUCUGCUACCUGACCGAGUAUCAACUGUUGACAUUUUUUGUGAUCUACCAGCGAAUAGGACUCAGCAAUCCAGUGAACUGGCUGCUCGAGUGGCUGGACCAGAUUCUGUUUUCCUUUCGCGCAGUGGCACGCAUCCAGGUGCUGGGCAUUCACAUGGUCGCCUACAGCCUGCUGCUGAUCCGCUUGCACGAGCAGCUGCCCAGCUGCCACAACUGGCGGCUACAGCGCCUGCAGGAGGAGCUGCUGAUUAAGCUCUGUCUGCUGGCAAUUCUGAUGAGCCUGGGCUACUGGAGCAGCUGGUUCUACCUGAAGUAUAUGGUCGAUCUGAAUGCUGAUGUGGAUGUCAGCUUCAUCGGGCACUAUCUGCGGAAGAACGGCGUCUUGUGUGGGCUUGUCUACUUUCUGACUGAGCACUUGCGCUUCGGCAACGAGGUGUGGCCACUGCCCCUGAUACGACUGGAGACUGCCACGUGGCAGUGGCUGUACUGCCAUCACUUCGACCUAGGUCGUACUCUACCCCGAUCCCUGCUCUAUACGAUUGGCUUCGCCGCCCUCUUCUGGCCCAACAUGAGCGGCGACCACAGUGCCAGCUGCCAGCUGCUCUGCCUAUCCAGCUGCAUGGUCACGCUGAUCACUGUCAAGCUGAAUGCCAUCAAAUGCAUCUUUAGCACUGUGAUGCAUGAGGAGCUGCCGCUUACUUUUCAGAAGCAACAGGAGCUGCCAUCACUGCAGUCCCAACAGGCGCAGGAUCGUGGACUCCCCAUGUGCCUGGCUCUGAGAGCGGAUAAUCAGCUGCAUGGGUUCAGGCUGCAGGCAGCCAGGGACUUUUACAUGAUCGCGUCCGCACCCGGCUACGAGCUAAGUGAACUAUUCCAGCUGUGGGGCAUCUUGCGGAAAAGGCCCAAAAACUGGAGGGCGUUGCGCAAUGCCCUCAUGAGCAACAUUACGCAGUUUACGCAGUUGCUGAACGAAUGCCUAGCGAGGCAGACGCAGCCUAAACCUAAGCAACAGAGUACGCGCUGCCAUCCCAACAUGCGACUCCUUGCGCCACCUGCACCAGCUCCAAGUCAUUGGAGUAGGCGUUGCGAAAGCGAGGAACAGGGGCCAGAGCCGCAGAAGAUCCCUUUCCUAUCUCUAUUGGAAAAACUGCAACAGCAGCUCCGAAACUGUCAGCUGUCGGAGCAGGUUCAAUGGUUUUGCAACUGCUUACCUGUCGACGCCAAGCAGCUUAUGAGAACGGAUAAGGAGGACUGCGAGGUGUGCGUGGGCCGGCCAUUGGCCUGGCUGAUUCCGGGACUCGUCUCUAUAUGCGUACGCUCAUUGAAGGAGGACAAACACGGCUCGCUGCAACAGGAUCUGGCAAUGAUCUUCUAUGCCCUCAUCGGGCUGGAAAAGCAGAUCGCCGAUCUUCUCGAGCUGCUGGAACGGCGUCAACAAGAGCCAUGCCACACACUUAGUGUGCUCUCGGAGACGCUAAGGCUGUCUGUGAACAAACUAGUCUAUCACUUCAACGAGUAUCUGAACUUCAUUCUAGAGGAUGAGCUACUAGUUGACUCACUGAGAAAUCGUUUGUAGUGCCUUUUUAUUUUUACUUCAUGAAGGGAAAAGAAGGAAAUCUGGUUUGGAAGCUACCGUGCCUUGGAACUAGACUUGGUCCUAAGUGAUUUAAUUGCUAUAGCUCGUAUAGUGUACUUGGCUUAUUCAUCCUCCGUUAUCUCUGCGCUAUUCUUUAUAUUAAUUUCAUAUACGUAUUAUCCAUUCACCUUUGUCAUCCAUUCGUAAGAAAUCAGUCUCUAUUAAUCUAUUUGGCGUUCCGUACAGGUCAAUGCAAUCCACUUAUUUCGGAGAGACAAUGACACAAAUUUUAAUAUACUUUUUGCAGGGAUGUGAUCUAGAAAAACUAUUCUUGAAUAUCGAAUUGUUGAUAGAAUAAAAUAUAAUUUUGUUCGUUUCUUGGUGCAUAUGGAAGCAGUCUCCA
Molecule: messenger RNA, 2126 nt
Organism: Drosophila arizonae
Lineage: Eukaryota; Metazoa; Arthropoda; Insecta; Diptera; Drosophilidae
Product: nucleoporin Ndc1
Source: RefSeq, a predicted model, not a curated record